CCUCUCGUCGCAAAAAUCUCUACACCGAAUUCGGCAUUGGCUGGAUCCUCCAAACACUAUGAAGCCUCUCUACCAAAGACUCCUCUUUGUCCUCCUCUCCACCGCUGCCCUCUGGCUGGCUCUGCGCGUAAAGGAAGCAUGGCAGCAUCGAGACGACGUGAACUUCAGCACUGCCGACGCCGGUGGAUCAGACAUCACCACGAUCAUCAACAUCGUCAAGGCGCUCAUGGAAGUAUACGCUGCGAUACCCGAUGACUACAAGGGCUGCGUGCUCUCCUCGGCCGGGGCCGGCGUCGCGGCGUGGGGCAUCAGCAGAGCAGUUCGCCCAGACGAGGGCAAUCGAAAUCGUUGUGUCGCCGUGGGCACUGCCGUGUUUGGCGUGACGACGGCCUUGUCUGUCGCGGCUGUGAAUUACCACAGCUUGCCCUCUGCGCUCAUGACUGCGCUCUGGAGCAAAGCGGACCUACGAACUUGAGGGAGGGGGUGGAGAUCCAGGUCCGGCCGCUGUGGCAGUUGGGUUUGGGGCCCUGCUGAAAGGGUUCGCAGACGCAGGUUAGGCUGGUGGUCGUCUUUUUGUGGGAUUUCAGCCGUAACCCAUCAAGAGAUCGUAUCGG
Molecule: messenger RNA, 614 nt
Organism: Cryphonectria parasitica EP155
Lineage: Eukaryota; Fungi; Ascomycota; Sordariomycetes; Diaporthales; Cryphonectriaceae
Exons: 1
Coding region: 59-475 (138 amino acids)
Source: RefSeq, a predicted model, not a curated record